Messenger RNA from Ostrea edulis (European flat oyster), 17187 nucleotides. RefSeq names its product twitchin-like. The record is from RefSeq and is a predicted model, not a curated record. Gene Ontology annotation, molecular function: protein kinase activity; ATP binding; protein binding. Gene Ontology annotation, biological process: protein phosphorylation. NCBI's taxonomy places the organism in Eukaryota, Metazoa, Mollusca, Bivalvia, Ostreida, Ostreidae. Bases 162 to 14792 code for a protein of 4876 amino acids. The transcript has 98 exons.
UUUUUUGCAUACUUGUAAUAUCUACUUCCACUCUGAAAGCCUCAUGGCUGCCGUCUGAGAUUACGACUAUCGGUGGUUCUUUAGUUCUCUCUUUUACUCGGGUUUCUUUUUCAGUCUAUGGAAUAAUUUCAGUAGUUAUAAAUUGAUAAAAGUGGGCAACAAUGGGGGUUGGUGACGACAUUGCACCACGCUUCACCCAGAAACCAGUUCUUAAACAGGAGGAUAAUGGCGCUAAGCUGGUAUUCCAGUGCACGCUGGAGGCGUCCCCUAAACCGGACAUACAGUGGUUCCAAGGGACGACGCCCAUCUCACAGUCCAACCGCAUCAGGAUGCGCGUGGAACCCGCCGGGGGCAACAAAUACAAUGUUAUGAUGGAUAUUUUAGGUGUCACCGCCGCGGACGCAGGGACGUACAAGGUCGUGGCCAAAAACAAGUUAGGAGAAGUCUCGGCAUCUAUCAACCUUAACUUCAGUGGUAGUCAAAAACAACAAGAUGGAAUUGCUCCAAACUUUAUACAGAAACCUGUCACCAAGCAAGCAGAUAAUGGUAAAAAACUAUUGUUUGAGUGUCAACUCACAGCAGACCCCGCCCCCCAGAUCACAUGGUUCAGAGAUGAGCAGCAGAUUACACCCGGAGGUCGCAUUAAGAUUCGGACAGAUCCACAGCCUAACAAGAAAUACUUUCUGGUGUUAGAAAUCAGUGAUGUAACCGCUAAGGAUGCUGGGAAUUACAGAGUCACAGCCAAGAAUGCACUGGGAGAGAGCAAUGCUACCAUCAGGCUCAACUUUGACAGUGAUGAGACAAAGAAACAACAAGGGCAACCACCAAAAUUUAUCACAAAACCAAGCAUUCGACAGGACGGGGACAAAAUCAUAUUUGAUUGUAAACUGACGGCAGACCCCACCCCCACCAUCACAUGGUCCAAAGGAAAUGAAGUUCUAAAGGAUGGCGGACGUUACAAGAUGAAACUGACCUCAGAUAAGAGCAACCACUCAGUUUCUAUGGAGAUAGCAGGUGGAGGCAUGCAAGAUGGAGGAGAAUAUAAGGCUGUGGCUAAAAACAGCUUUGGAGAGUCCACGGCCACCAUCACAUUGAAUUUUGAAGGAAAAAAGCCUCCGCAGGGCAAGGCACCACAUUUCUUGACAAAGCCCACCAUCAAGCAGGAGAGACUGCAGCUUUUGAUGACCUGCAAUCUAGAGGCUAAACCUGAACCGAAGCUCUCCUGGUUCCGAGACAACACCGAGAUCACCAACGGAGGAAGAUACACCCUCGCUCUGAAAAAGGACGCCUCAGCACCAGACCGAUAUGUCGCCACUCUUACUGUGAAGGACCCAAAGGCAAAUGAUGGGGGUCAGUAUAAAGCAACCGCUGUUAAUGAACUGGGAGAAUCCAACGCAACCAUCACUCUCAACUUCCAAGGGUUGGACAAACCAAAGGGUACACCACCGACUUUUAAAGAAAAACCCAAAGUGACCCAGCAGGACAAGAACUUGAUUGUUGAGUGCAACUGUAACGCUAGUCCCAGACCGACCUUGACCUGGUAUAAGGAAAGUCAGGUCCUGACCCAAGGUCCUCGUUACAAGAUGCGUUCCACUGAUAAAGGAAAUGACUACACCUUUUUUCUGGAUGUUUUGAACUUCUCGGCUGCAGAUAGUGGAAACUACAAGGUUAUUGCAAAGAAUGAGGCUGGCGAAGGCACAGCCACCAUCAACAUCAAUCUAGAACCGCCAAAGGAAAGUGCACCUUCCAUCAAGGACAUGCCAAAUGUACGUCUUCUGGACAAUGGCAAGAGACUACUGUGUGAUAUGAGAAUCAACUCCAAGUCCAAACCUACAGCUAUGUGGUACUUUGGAAACUCUCCUGUCAAGUCAGGUGGUCGCUACAAGUUGGAUGUGAAAGAAGAGUCGCCAGGGGUUUUCCUAAUUUUCCUUGAAAUUUCCAAUCCAACAGAUGCAGACUCUGGGGAUUAUAAGUGUGUCAUCAAGAAUCCAACAGGGGAAAUUACUUCCACUGCUAAAAUCAACUUAAAAGCACUUCAACCACAGAUUAAAGGUGAAGGUCCUAAUUUCACUCAGAAGUUGACUCCAAAAACAGUGACUGAGGGGGAAGCCCUAGAUCUGAUAGCUAAAGUAACUGGAACUGAACCAAUCACAGCCACUUGGACAAAGGACCGUAAACCAAUCAGAGAAGCUGAUGGAUAUAAAGUCACCUAUGAUAAGGGCACCUGUCGUCUGUACAUAGCAGAUGUCAAGCCAUCACAUUCUGGAGAAUUCAAAGUGGAAGUAAAGAACCAGUUUGGAUCAGCCUUCUGCUCAGCUAGUCUUGGAGUUAAAGCAGCACCUAAGAAACCAGAAGAAAAGAAACCAGAAGAAAAGAAACCAGAAGAAAAGAAACAAGAGAAAAAAGAGGAAGCCCAACAAAAAGUUGAAGAACCUAAGGCUCCAGAAAAACCUAAGGAAGAGCCUAAGGCUCCACAGAAGCCUAAGGAAGAACCUAAGGCUCCAGAAAAGCCUAAGGAAGAACCUAAGGCUCCAGAAAAGCCUAAGGAAGAACCUAAGGCUCCAGAAAAGCCUAAGGAAGAGCCUAAGGCUCCUGAAAAACCAAAACAGGAGCCUAAACCUGAAGCCCCCAAAAUUGUUAUUGGUGACGAACAAGCCAAUAAGAAUUCACCAAGGCAAUUAAAACCCUAUCAGAAGAAACCUACCACCAUAUUGGAAGAGGACGAGAUCCAUGGUGUUGUGGGUUCUGAGGACGGUUACGAGGCUGACGAUGAUAAACCAAACAUCCCAGCCAUCUUAACGAACGACGAAGGAACACCUGAAAAGAAUGGGGAAUAUGAAACACAAGGACCCAAAAGAAUAGUAGUGAAAAAGAAACAAGCCGCAGAGCCCGGCAAAAAGGUUGAUGGACCGACUCACAAGUUCAAAGGGAAACCAUCCAAUCAGAGCGUGGAUGAAGGGAAUGACAUUUCGUGUAAGUUGGAUAUUGAGGUCCAGUCGGAUGCCCCCGCUCCUGCCGUGCGCUACCUACGAGCAGGUCGAGAACUAAAGAACGACAGUCGUACUAAGAUCAUUACUUCAGGAAACAAGAGUUCCCUGCAAAUCAGGCGAUCACGAUUCACAGACGAGGCCAAGUACACUGCCAUCUUGGAACAGGAAGGAGUACCUGUUGAUGAGGCAACAUGGAGUGUGUUUGUCAAAGAUCCCAAAGACUCUCAGCUAGAUUACAGAAAUUUAUUGAAACACAGGGAUCACAAGAAAAAUGAACAGGAUGAUGAGGACAUUGAUUGGGGAUCACUUAAACCAGUGGAAAAGAAAGGCAGACGGCCAUCAGAGAUCGAGAUGAUGAAAGCUCAGCUGAAGAAUAUUCCAAAAAGUGAUAGUGAAGAUGAAAAGGAUAGAGGAAGUAGAAGACAAUCAGUUGAAACACUUGAUAUUCCAAUUAAAAAACCAUCUGUAGACAAGCUGGAGGCUAUGGAGCAAAAUCGUAGAUCCUCCAUGCAACAGCGCAGAGCCUCAUUGGUCGAUCUCAUUCCUGACUGGCCAACUCUUCAGCACAGGGAGGUCAAAAAAGAGGAACCAGAGAAGUUUUCACAAGAUCUGCAGGACAUGAAGAUCAUGGAGGGUACCAAAGAAUCUACCUUCUUUGCUGAAUUCUGCAAACCCAAUGCCAAAAUCAAAUGGUUCAAAAACAAACUAGAGAUCUUCAAUGGACACAAGUUUCAUUUCCUAAACGAGGGCAACACCUACAAACUUCUGAUUAAUAAUAUUAAAUUGGAAGAUGGAGGAAAGUACACUUUGGAAUGUAAUGGUGUCAAAACGUCUGCUUGGUUGUAUGUGCAAGCCAAAGAGCCUGAGUAUUUCUUCACGCAGAAGUUACCCGAGAAAUACGCCAUCACCAGAAGGAAGGAAGCUGUGCUAGAGUGCUUCGUUUCUGACCCAAGGGCAAAGGUCAAAUGGUAUCGCAAUGGAGAACACAUCGAUUACACACCAGGAAAGAUGGAGAUCCAGAGAAGAGAAAACCGCUGUAUCCUGAGGAUCAAGGACGCCCAGCCCGAGGACGAGGCCGAGUUCAUGUGUGAAUGUAGUAAUGCCACCACAUCCUGUAAACUCAAGGUCGAAGAACCUGAGUGGGAUUUCAUGAAGCUGUUGGAGGAUGUAGAAGGGGUGGAGCGUGACAAGGCUGUGUUUGAGUGUGACGUCAAUGACCCAGAAGCGGAGGUCACAUGGUGGAAAGGAGAAAAGGAGCUGAGUGGAGGUGGAAAGUUCGAGAUCCAAAAAGACAACUUCAAGCGCAGACUGAUUGUGAAGAACUGUCACAUGAAAGACGAUGGGGCAUACACCUGUAAAGUGCUCGACAAAUCUACCACUGCCAAUCUCUUUGUAGAACCCGACAUCAAGUUCUUCAAAAAGCUUGAAAACAAACGUGAGAGGGAGACAGGAACAUUGGUUUUAGAAUGUAAGGCAUCGAAUCCACACAACCAGCCUGUCAAGUGGCUGAAAGAUGGCAAACCAAUCGACAAGAAUGACUCGAGAGUCGAGGUGACGAGGAAAGGUGAGAUGCACAAACUCGUGAUCACAAACCUGAAUCGUGACGAUGCUGGCCAGUAUGCUUGUCAAGUGGGAGAGAGACCAACCAAGUCGGAUGUCGUCGUGGAUGAAUUGCCUAAACCACCCAAGGUAGAUCCCAAAUACAUCCCAGAAGAAAUCGUUGUCAAAAGGGGAGAAUGUAUAGAACUGGAUAUUCCAUAUGUCGGCACACCCCAACCUGUUGCUCAAUGGAAGAAGGACGGCACAACUCUCAGUGAAGCUGACACAGAUAUUCAAACGACGGACCGAGCAGCUAAACUCCGAAUUCCUGAUGCACAGAGAAGCGAUACUGGAGAGUAUGAACUCACACUUACCAAUGAAGUGGGAACUGAAAUCAUUCCUGUUCCAAUCAGAGUUUUGGAUCGUCCUGGAAAACCCGAAGGUCCGCUGGACGUGGUGGAUGUGUACGCAGAUCGCUGUUCACUGCUGUGGGACAGACCCAAAGAUGACGGUGGCAGCCCCAUCAAACACUACACCGUGGAGAAGAAGGAUGCCGCCAAAGACACGUGGGAAGAGGUGUGCACCACCGAGGACUUGGAAAUUGAUGUGACCAGCCUGAAGGAAGGUCAUCGCUACCAGUUCCAGGUCAAGGCCGUUAAUGCUCAAGGUGUCAGUGAACCUCUAGUAGCUGAUGGAGAAAUCAUCACAAAAGAUCCCUGGGAUCCCUCUGAUCCUCCGGAGAAACCAGAGAUUAUUGACUAUGAUAAGGACUACGUCGAGAUCUCCUGGAAGCCUCCACGCAAUGAUGGAGGAGCUCCCAUUGAAAAGUACAUCAUCGAAAAGAAAGAGAAAGGAAAGGGUACAUGGGAAAAGGGUGUGGAAGUUGAUGGCAGUGAGUCUACAGGAACUGUGGAGGGACUGACGGAAGGAAAGGAGUAUGAGUUCCGAGUCUUGGCCAAAAACCGAGCUGGACUCUCCGAACCCAGUGCUGUAUCACCCCCUGUCGUCACCAAGGCUCGCAGAGUCAAACCAAGAAUUAUGGACAAAAACAAGCUGCUACCUAUCCGCAUCAAGAGAGGUCAGCCAUUCACCAUUGACGUCAGCUUCGUCGGAGAACCUGCCCCAACUAUUACCUGGAAAAGGAAGACCCUGGAUAUAGACUCAGAUUCAGAAACAGAAAUAGACUUUGAGGUGGUAGGUCAAAGGGAAGGCAAGGAGGAGCAAAUAACACCGGAUUCCAAUGUCUCCAUUGACAACAAUACACCGAAAAAAUCAAAACUCAAAUACCUGUCUGGAGAUCGCAAGGACACUGGCGAAUACACAGUCAUUGUGGCCAACAAACAUGGAUCUGAUGACGCCAACAUCGAAGUGGUCGUGCUGGGUCCACCAUCUAAGCCCAACGGUCCCCUGAUUGUGGAUAACGUGACUAAAGAUCAGGCCACUCUGAAAUGGAAAGAACCCACAGACACCGGUGGAAAUCCAAUCAGUGGCUAUCGAGUGGAGAAAAAAGACACACAGAAAGGAAGAUGGGAACCAGUCAAGGAUAGCAUCAAGGGAAGUGAAUUCACCGUUCCCAAACUGUCCGAGGGACACGACUAUCACUUCAGAGUGGCAGCCGUCAAUGACAAUGGAGAAUCUGAUUUCCUCGAAACAGACAUGACCAUCACUGCCAAAAAUCCAUUUGAUGAGCCAUUCCCUCCCAGUCAACCCAAGUGUAUUGAGCAGGACAGGGAUCACAUUGUCAUUGCCUGGGAACCUCCGGAGAAUGAUGGAGGAAAUCCUGUCCAGGGUUAUAUGGUGGAGAGGAAAGAACCCAAGUCUAACAGAUGGACGCCUAUCAAUAGAGGACUCGUACAUGAGUGCGAGUUUGAAGAUGAGAAAGUCACAGAAGGGAAGGAUUAUGAAUAUAGAAUUCGGGCAGUCAACGACGCCGGACAAUCAGAACCCAGUGUGGCAUGUAAACCAAUCACUGCCAAACCAACCAAAGAGGCUCCGAAAGUUAACCUGGAUGCCCUGUUUGGUGCUAAAGAGAUCCGUGUGAAAGCUGGAGAACCCCUUACCAUUCCCAUCGGGAUUUCUGGAGCUCCAACUCCUACGUGUACCUGGAAUAAAAAUGGAUCUCCAGUGGACAGCCGGGCGCAGUGUUCCAGCAAUGAAGAAGAGGCUAAGCUCUACAUUCCGAAGUGUGAGAGAAAUGAUACAGGCAAAUACACCAUCACUGUGUCCAACCAAUACGGCACGCAGACCGCCGACGUUCCUGUGGUGGUUCUAGAUAAGCCUGGAGAACCAGAGGGACCCAUUGAGGUCACCGACUUAAUGGCCGAUUCCUGUAAACUCUCAUGGAAACCACCUGUGGACAAUGGAGGAGCUGAGGUCACAGGUUAUGUUGUUGAGAAACAGGAAGAAGGCUCAUCUACCUGGGAAAAGGUGACAGGACUUGGCUCUGGAACCACCAUGCCUGUCAAGAACCUGAAAGAAGGCAAAAAAUACAAAUUCCGGGUCAAGGCAGAAAACAUCUAUGGAGCAGGAAAACCAUUGGAAACUCUAAAACCCAUUGUUGCUAAGAAUCCAUUUGAUACCCCUGAUGCUCCUAAAAAUCUCCAAAUUCCUAAAUAUGAUAAGAGAUCUUGUGAAUUGACAUGGGAAAAACCAGAAUUUGACGGAGGAAAUCCGAUCACGGGAUACACUAUAGAGAAGAGAAGUAGGGGAGGCGACUGGGCUCAGGUCAACAACUUCCCCAUCAAGGAACCGAAGUUUUCUGUAAUGGGUCUCCAGGAGGGAACUGUAGUAGAGUUCAGAGUGGCAGCAGUCAACGAUGGAGGACCAGGAAAAUUCAGCAAGGCAACACCCCCACAUCAAGUCAGGGACCAAGUCUUCCCUGCUGGGGCCCCAGGACAGCCAAAUAUAGACAAGAUCACCAAGAACUCAGUAGACCUCUCCUGGCAGAAGCCAUCCAAAGAUGGUGGUAAAAAACCAUCUGCUUACAUCAUUGAAAAGAAAUCAAAGGGAGGCGACUGGGAGCAAUGUAAAGAGGUACCUGGUACUGACACAAGGUGCACGGUUCCGAACCUGAAGGAGAAGGAUGAAGUCCAGUUCCGGGUGAUUGCAGUUAAUGAGGCGGGUCAAGGAGAACCAAGCAGACCCACCAGUAUCAUCACCGUGGAGGAGCAGCCAGAUAAGCCCAAACUGAACCUAUCUGGAAUGAAGGAUAUCAAUGUAAAAGCCGGACAGAACUUCCAGAUCCAUGUUCCAUUCACUGGAUUCCCUAAACCCACCGCAGUCUGGAUGAACGGAACCAAGGAGAUUGAAGACGACCACCGUGUCCACCUGAAGGUUGCUGACGAUCAUGUACUCCUUACUAAUACCAAGGCUGAGAGGGGAGACAGCGGUCGAUACAGACUGACACUGAAAAAUGCGUCUGGACAGGACUCAGGCUCCCUCAAUGUUAACGUUAUCGAUCGACCAGGUGCCCCCAAAGGACCUCUAACGGCAGUAGACAUCAUGGGAGAGGAACUGACUCUUCAGUGGAAGGCACCGGAAGAUAAUGGAGGAGAAAAGGUGAACAAUUACAUCGUGGAGAAGCGCAAAGCCGGCUCCAAGAAAUGGCAGAAGGUCUCCAGCUUUAUCAAUACUCCUGAGUGUAUAGUCAGAAAUCUGGAGCCAGGCACCGAGUACGAAUUCCGAGUGAUGGCGGAGAACGCGCUCGGGGUCAGUGAUGCCUUGGAAACAUCAGAGCCAGUUCUGGCUAAAUUGCCCUACGACAAACCUAGUGCACCAGGCACACCUAAGUGUUCAGCUUACACACCGGACUCUAUCACUCUGGAGUGGACUCCACCGAAAAAAGAUGGAGGCAACCCUAUCAAAGGAUAUCAAGUGGAGAAGAGAGAAGCUGGUGAUACCAAGUGGACCAAAGCUAACUUUGCUGACAUUCUUAACAAUGAGUUUACAGUGAAAGGACUGACUGAGGGUAAAGAAUACGAGUUCCGUGUGGCGGCCAUUAACAACGCUGGAGUCGGAGACUUUGCGGAAACUUCAGAGGCCAUCAAGGCACAGCAGCCUCCAGUUGCACCAAAGAUUAGUCCAAACUUCAUUCCAAAAGAUAUUACUGUCAAGAAAGGUGAAGAAUUCAAGAUCGCCAUUCCGUAUGAUGGCAACCCAAUUCCUAAAGCAGACUGGUCUGUGGCUGGAAGACCUCUCACACAAGGUGGCCGUGUAAGUUUUGUGAAUACCCCUAAUGAAAUCAAGCUUGUGAACAAAGCAGCUGAGAAGUCUGAUUCAGGCAAAUACAACGUGGUCCUGUCAAAUGAAAAGGGCACAGACAAUGCCACCAUUAAUGUCAAUGUCGUUGAUUCCCCCGGUAAGCCGGAGGGCCCCCUGGAGGUGGGCAGUGUCACCCCUGACUCUUGUGUUUUGACCUGGAAUGCUCCAAAAGACGAUGGAGGAAGUCCCAUAUCCAACUACGUUGUGGAGAAGAUGGAUACUCGCACUGGUAACUGGGAACCAGUCAGCAAAUUUGUCCGGGGUACGAACUACGAAGUCAUGGGUCUUCUGGAAGGACAUGAGUACAAGUUCAGAGUGUCUGCUGAGAGCCAGUACGGAACCAGCGAACCUCUGGAAACUCAUUUCCCCACCGUGGCGCAGCACCCAUACACCCGCCCUGAUGCCCCUGGACAUCCUAGCAUUAUGGAUAUCGAUGAAUCCGUUGUAACGCUGUCUUGGACCAAACCAAGGAAUGAUGGUGGAAAGAAGAUUGUAGGUUAUGUUGUUGAGUACAAGGACCCCACGACUGGCCGUUGGAAGGAGGCUAAUGACUACCCAUGUGAUGAAUGUGUUUAUCAGGUGACGGGAUUAAAGAAGGACAAGGAGUAUGAAUUCCGAGUGAGAGCGAAGAACAUGGCUGGUCUGAGUGAACCGAGCGAUGUUGUGGGUCCCAUCACACCUAAACCUAAAUACACUAAGUCUAGUCCACCUGGUGUACCGGAGGCUGUUAACAUUGGCAAAACUUUCGCUGAUCUGAAAUGGGAGCCACCAAAGCAUGAUGGAGGAGCUAAAAUUACAGGUUACAUUGUGGAGAAGAGGCCCAAGGGAGGGGAUAUGUGGACUAAGGUUAAUGACUACCCUUGUAUAGAUCCCAUGUUCACUGUCUCUAACCUUCCUGAGAAUUCUGAGUGGGAAUUCCGAGUCAUGGCAGUCAAUACUGCUGGAAACAGUGACCCCAGCUUGUGCUCACCAGCAUACAAGAUCAAGGAGAAAAUUGUUGGUUCAGCUCCAGAAUUCAUCAAGAAGCCAGCUGACAGCAAGGCACCUGUAGGAGGAGAAGUGGCAUUUACUGCAGAGGUCCAUGGCAAACCUUUCCCAGCUUGUCAGUGGUAUAAAAAUGGCAUCCCUGUAGGCAGUGGAGGUCGCAUGAAACUGAUAAAGGAGGAUGACGUCUUUAUUUUCGUGAUUAAUGAAAUUUAUGAUAAAGACGAGGGAGAAUUUACCUGUGAAAUCUCAAAUUCACUCGGUUCUGACAAAGCUUCAUGCCGUUUGGAACUUCAGAGUCCACCCAGAUUUGAAAAAGACAUAAAGGACCAGAAUGUGGAGCUUGGAGAACAACUGAAGAUUAAGAUUCCGUACUCUGGAACCGGACCAUUCGAUGUCAAACUGAGGAAAGACAACCAUGAUGUGCCGGAGAGUGACCGCGUGAAGAUGACACCGUUUGAUGAUUACAUGAUUCUGAUUAUCAAAGACUGCAACAGAGCUGACACAGGUAGAUACCAGUUGGAGGUUAGCAAUGCCUGCGGUGGUGCCAAGCUUGGUUUCGGAGUCAGUGUAGUCAGUGCUCCCUCUCCACCCACUGGACCCCUGGAGAUCAGUGACAUCACAAAGAAUGCCUGUAGGUUGUCUUGGAAACCACCCAAAGAAACUGGUGGUGCCAAGAUAUCUAACUAUGUCAUAGAGCGACAGGAAGUGGGCAAACCAUACUGGGUCACAGUGUCCUCUCACUGCAAGGACACUCACCAAGACGUACAAGGUCUGUAUGAAAAUGAGAAGUACUUGUUCAGGAUCAUGGCAGUGAACCAGCAUGGACAGUCUGAACCCCUGCAAGCUGAGAAUCCAAUCGUAGCUAAAAUGCCAUUUGAUGCUCCGGAAUCCCCUGGCAUUCCUGAGGUCACCGAGGUGGGUGGAGACUUUGUCAGCCUUAAAUGGGAGAGACCAAAAUCUGAUGGUGGUGGAAAGAUCAAAUCCUUCUGGGUCGACAAGCGUGAGCACGGAACGGACAACUGGCACCGUGUCAACCUCAACCCUUGUCUUACAAACAUGAUCAAUAUUCCAAACCUGAUUGAGGAUCGCAGAUACGAAUUUAGAGUGUUUGCUGAGAAUGAGGCAGGAAUGAGCAAACCGUCUUUGGCUUCCACCAGUGUCAAGAUCAAGGAUCCUAAUGCUGCUAUUGCUCCAGAAAUUACACAAAGUCUCCGAGACGUUCAGACAGUGGCUGGUAAGAAUGCUACGUUUGAACUGGAAGUCACUGGCAAUCCCAGACCAGAGGUACAAUGGUACAAAGGAUCGAGAGAAAUCUUUGAGGACAAGAAGUUUGAGAUCAUUGAAGAAGGAAAUCUUCACAUGUUGUGUAUCAAGGAUGUGUUUGGUGAAGAUGCUGACGAAUAUUCUGUUAAGGUCUUCAACAAAGGUGGAUCUAAAGUUUCUAGAGCCAAUUUGAACAUCAGAGCUCCACCCAAAAUCAACGUGCCAUCUAGAUUCAAGGAUGUUAGCACAUUUGAGAAGGGAGAACCUGUUGUUAUGAAAAUUCCAUUCACUGGAAAUCCUAAACCAACCGUCAAGUGGUUCCGAGAUGGAGAGGAGAUAAAGGGCCGUAACUAUGUCCAGGAAGUAACUGAUCGCCAUGCUAUUCUGACCAUCAAGGAGGCUAACAAAGGAAAUGAUGGUCCUUACAGACUGGCCCUGGAGAAUGAGCUGGGAACAGACUCGGCCAUCAUCAAGAUUCAGGUCAACGAUCGCCCUGAUCCUCCACGCUUCCCGGUGGUGGAGAACAUCAGAAGCGACUCCGUGGUUCUCUCAUGGAAGGCACCACUGAAUGAUGGUGGAAGUUUCAUCACCGGUUAUGACAUCGAGAAGUGUGAACCUCCAGGAUCUAACUGGGUCCGGGUGGCCAACACUAGGAUGACCUUCCAUAACAUCCAGAGUUUGACUUCUGGAAAGGAAUAUCAAUUCCGGGUCAUCGCUGAGAACUUCUACGGCAAAAGUGACGCUUGUGAGCCGACCUCCACUAUCUGUACCGAAGACUCAGAGGCCAGCAAGAGGAAGAAAUUAGAAGAUGAAAUGGGAAGAAAAGUCCGCGGAAAAUAUGAUGGUCCCAAGAUUAAUGACUACGACAAAUUCUAUGAGGACUUGUGGAAGAAGUAUGUUCCCCAGCCGGUGCAGGUCAGAACAGACAAUGUGUACGACCAUUACGACAUUCUUGAGGAACUGGGCAGUGGUGCUUUUGGCGUUGUCCAUCGUUGUGUUGAGAAGGCCACCGGACGAGUGUUUGUGGCCAAAUUUAUCAAUACUCCCUAUCCACUGGACAAGGCCACUGUCAAAAACGAGAUCAACAUCAUGAACCAUCUUCAUCAUCCAAAACUCCUCCAACUCAAAGACGCUUUUGAGGAUCGCCAUGAAAUGAUCCUUAUUUUAGAAUUUUUGUCGGGAGGAGAGUUGUUUGAUAGAAUUGCUGCCGAGGAUUACAAGAUGACGGAGGCCGAGGUCAUUAACUACAUGAGACAGGUCUGUGAAGGUCUCAAACACAUGCACGAAAACAGCAUCGUCCACCUCGAUGUCAAGCCUGAAAAUGUUAUGUGUGAUACGAAGAAAUCCAACAAUGUGAAGAUGAUUGACUUUGGUUUGGCCACCAAACUGAACCCUGACGAGAUUGUCAAGGUCACUACAGCUACUGCCGAGUUUGCUGCCCCUGAGAUCGUGGAUUCGGAACCCAUAGGUUUCUACACAGACAUGUGGGCUGUGGGAGUCCUGGCUUACGUACUAUUGAGUGGGUUAUCUCCCUUCGCUGGAGAGGACGAUUUGGAAACUCUCCAGAAUGUCGGCCGCUGUGAUUGGGAGUUUGCUGAGGAGGCAUUCUCAUCCGUCUCUCCUGAGGCAAAGGACUUCAUCAGGAGACUCCUCAUCAGGAGACCACAGGAAAGAAUGACAGUUCACGAUUGUCUAGACCAUUCAUGGCUGAAGGGUGAUCUCAGCAGUAGAACAACCAGAAUUCCAUCCAGCCGCUAUGAUAAGAUCAGAGCCAGAAUCAAGGAAAGAUAUGCUGACUGGCCACACCCUAUGCCAGCCAUUGGCCGCUUGGCUAACUUCAGCUCUCUCAGGAAACACCGUCCAAAGGAAUACUCUAUCUAUGAUGCCUACUUUGAUCGUAAGGAAGCUGCUCCGAGGUUCAUCAGACGUCCCAGAAACACCUUGGUGGGAGAAGGAAACAUUGCUAAGUUAGACUGCAGAAUCAUUGCUGCCUCGGCUCCGAUCGUCACUUGGCGUUUUGAUGGCGGGGUACUCACUCAGAGUGUGAAGUACAUGCAGAAAUACAUGGGUACAGAGUACGAGCUAAAGGUCAGUCGGUGCAAGAAGGAGGACGCUGGAACUUACACAGUAGUUGCAGAGAAUUCCUUUGGAAAACGUGAAGAGAAGGCUUCCCUCAAAGUGGAACCUGCUCCAAAGAGGGAGGUAACUCUGAGUCGAGAAACUACACCCAUGCGAAGAUCCAGACCUCCAUCCAUGAUGAGAGAAAUUGAGAAACCCAAAGAGGAACGUCCAGACUUUAAUUUUGGUCUACGUCCUCGUCUAAUCCAGGCCGGACAAGAAUUCAAACUCAUCUGUUGUGUUCAGUGUACGCCCACACCAAAGGUCACCUGGACAAAAGAUGGUCGUGAAAUCACUCACAAUGACCACUACAUGUGCCAGUAUUCCAGCGGUGUAUGUACAAUGGAGGUGCAGAAUGCACUCGUGUCGGAUACAGGAACUUACAAAUGUGUCGCCGUAAAUGAACUCGGAACUGAAGAAACAUCCAGCUAUGUUGUCGUAGAAGAUCGAGCUCAUGAAGGAGUGGAUUUGAGGAAAAGUGGCAAAUCCCGCAGCGUACGCCAGACGAAAUCUGGUUACAGUAGUCGAUAUGAAGAUUCUAGCUACAACGAGUCUUCUUAUUCCUCCUCCUCAAAAACUAGUCGCUCCUCGAGGAAAUAUACCGAAGAAACAGUAGAGGACAGCUCCUAUUCUUCCCGACAAUCUGACCGAUCACAGAGGAAAAAGAGGGAGGAAGUAGCCCCUAAUUUCACACAGAAUCUGUCCCCAGAAAUUCUUAGGGAAGGAGAUCGCUUAAAGCUGACCUGUUCUUUUAAAGGAACACCUGAUCCAGACAUUGAGUGGUACUUCAAUGGACAGCUUUUAAAGGGUGACAGUUCCGUGAAGAUCAGGAGCCUUGGUGACAGCUGUUCCCUGGAGAUCAGGGAGGUUACUGUGGAUGAUGAAGGAUCAUAUACGUGUAAAGCCAUUAACUCAGCGGGAGUAGCCUCCACUAAAGCUAGUGUACAAGUCACUGCCAAGCCGCAAGAGAAAUUAGCUGACCCACCCCGCUUUAUUACCCAUCCCUUAGGUCUUAGGUUAAAUGAUGGUGACCCUGCCACAUUAGAAUGUCAGAUUUCAGGCUCUCCUGACAUAAAAUGGUACAAAGGUAGAGAGCAGAUCGUGGAUAGUGAAGACUUCCGUUAUGAAAACGACGGCGACACGUACAGACUGGUGAUUGCUGAAGUUUUUCCGGAGGAUAGUGGAAUGUACAAGUGUGUGGCUGAAAAUGAGGCUGGGUCGUCCAGCAGCAGCUUCACUGUUUUCGUAGAAGUGCCAGACGAAGAACCACAAGGUCCCCAGUUUAGACGAUUCCCUCAGUCCAGAACUGUAGAUGAGGGAUCCUCCUUUAAAGCUACCUGUGGUUUAGAUGAUGUUGAAUCUGUUGUUUGGACCAAAGAUGGUCGGGAAGUCGAGGACACGGGCAGAUUCAAUUUCAGCCAAGAUGGCAGUUCUUUCACCUUUGAGAUACCUGCAGCACUGGCAACAGAUUCGGGUGUCUACUGUGCUAAGGCUACAAGUAGCAAAGGAAAGGCCGAAUGGCAAUUCACACUUGAUGUGCGAGUAAGUUCUUCUCCAUGUGCUGAUAUUGAUGUACUACAGCUGAUCAAGUCCAUGCAGGUGAGAGGUCAAAGGUCACAGACAGAUAGCCUGUAACCUGUGGUUUUGAGGUUACUGGAAUUUGAAAUCUAUUCACACCAUUCCAAAAUAGUCAGAGUAGAUCUUGAGAACUAUAUAUGAAAAGGGCUGUGUUUGCUUUUUGUAAAAAUUGACAGUGCUUUUAUCUCACAAGAAUCCCUAUGCAACUCACUUGUUAUUCUCAAUUUUAUCAAAAUAACACCUAUUUGGAAUUAUGACAUAAAGAUAACUUUUUCCCACCAUUUUCAAUAUUUUGACACAAAAUGGCUUUUUCAUGUAGUUCUCCUUGCAGGAAACAUUGAGCACAGACAUGGGCAAGUUUUAUAUUCAUGUUGAAGUGGUACAAAAAAUUUAUUUAUUCAAAGCUGUAAGAAAAACAUUCCCAAAAGUUUUAAGUACUGUAGAUGUAUUUCAUUCCACGGAGUCAUAAUUUCGCGGAUUACUAUUUUUGGUUUGGUCCUUGGGGGUAUGAAAUUCCACUGGGUUGCAUAUGGCUUAGAUAAAAAUAGCUUGCAUACUUCAUUCAAGUCUGCUGAUAUGAAAUUACACGGAUUUUAUACCCGGAACUUAGCGGAAAUAAACGCCACGUAAAAAUGUGCGUGUACAGUAAAUUUGAGUAUAAUCGAUGAAUUGGAUCACUUUUGAUGUCAUUUUCUCAAAGUAGCUGUGAAUAUCAGAGAUGAUUUAUGUGAAACUGUAUGCAACAUGAUUUCUUUUGUGAACUGAUAUCAGAAUUAGUUUUUCUUUUAAAUAUUUUCUUUGAAGUUUUGCAGGAGUAAAGAAAUGGCAGUUACAAUAUAUAUCGUCUUUCCUAUCAGAACUUAUGAGCAUCAGCAGAUUGUGUAAAACUACUUUUCAUUACUGUUUAUGAAAUGUUGAGCAUAUUUAUAUAUUGAAGAGCAGUUUAACAUGGAGAGGUGUUGAAUUCAGAUUUUCAUUUUCAGAACCUUGAAACCACAAUAUAGUAAAAUCAUAGCGUAGUUCAUUGUCAUUUGUUUUAGGUAGAUUUCCUAAAAGAUAUAUAUACAGUAUUUACUGCUGAAUCCCAUAUGUGCUAUACAUAUAUGUAGAUACAUGUAUAAAUGUAAUAUGCAACUAAUUUGUAAUGUCUAACAUUCAGUAAUAUUUCUGCAAGUAAUUUAUUAUUGCACAUGUAGAUUAGAUUUUGUAUCUUUUAAUACAAAAAUCACAAUGUAUUUUAUAUUUUUUUUAAAAAUAUAUUUAAAUUUAGCGAGCUUAUAUAUUAUUCCAAAGCAAAUGAUAUUUCAUUGACAACAUAAUAUAGUCUGUCUGACCUUUAACCUUUUGUCUUUGCAUGCACUUGCUAUGAAAUGUCAUAGUGAAAUGUAUCCAUUGUAUGUAAGUACAGAAAUGUGACAUGUUCGGGAAAGUAUUAGUAAUUAUACCUUUUUCUUUUCAUAGUCCAUUUUAAAUUUAAAUGAUGAAUAACAAAAUAUUAUCCAUCUUUUACCAGUAAAGUUCCUAUCAUUUUGAGAGUACUUGUAUUUAUAAAAACCUCAGCAUUUGAAUUCAAUGAUGAGGGAAUUUUUUUUUGUGACUUUCAGCAAUGAAGCAUCUAAUAGACAUCAUCACACAGAUAAAUUGUGUCCCAGAUGACGUGGUUUCCAUCCUAGCUACCAUCUGGGUGGUGAACUAGUUUACUGUCUUCUAUUGUGGAGAAAAAAGGCAGUACACGCCAUUAGGACUUGCAAUAUUGGCUGCAAAACGCUUGUUUUGAGUUGCAUUGGAGAUUUUCAAACUGAUGAACUCGCAUCAGAAAUUCACAGACAGUUGAAUAUGAGUUGAUAAAUGUGGAUUGUUUCUCUCAUUAAAUGCAGUUUUUUUUUUAUUAUUUCAUAUGCAUAAUAGAUUUUAAUAUAUUUAAAUUAUAUUGUUAAAUAUGUGAAAACCAUUUAUGUCUUUCAUCACCAGUGUGCAGAGUUAAACUAUAUUUUCAUUGUAUAUUUUUUAUUUUUAAGUGACACUAACCUUGUAAGAGUAGAUUAUUAUUAUUAUUUUUUAAGGGUCAGUCAAUUCUUUUGGAAAAUCUCAUUGUGUGCAAAAUGAAAGUCUCUUUAUGAAUGAAUUGACAUUUGAACUGAUAUGUGAUUUUUCGAAGAAAAGUUCACCAGUAGCUAUUGGUGUUUAAAUGCUUAGAGUGAGGCUAACCCAACACGAUUCCUUUGUAGAAUUAACCACGUACUCGGUAAAUUUCGAAGACAAAGUUUUUUUAAAAAAAAAAACAACAAACUGAAAAAUAUAGUAGAGAGUAGUUGCCCCCAGUUAUUAAGAAGUGUAGGUAUUUGCUGUUGUGCGUGGAAUUUCUCCAUUAGGAAUCCAGCAUCCGUCUCCCCAUCCCUUGCUUUGUAUUCCAUGACAAAAAUGUUCACAUAUAAAAGCUGUUUUCCACAUA